UGCACAGUGGGACAUCUCCACCAGAGCUGGUCUACAUCAGUUCUGUAUCCUACUUUAGAGGUUUGCUGCCAUUUGACAGGGACUACUAGGACGAAUGGCCUUUAUAGAAACAAUGUAGGAGACAUUUCCAACGAAUUGUUAGCGUGCUAGUGUUUGCGGUGAUUUCAACUUAUUUUGUGUAUAUUAUGGAGUGUGGCAUCAGUGCGGAUCAUAUGUGCUGCUGCUGAUCUAGACAUCCACACUCACAAACAGCGCAAGCUCCAUCUACACUGAUCCUCUACAGACCUCAGAGAUACAAAACAUGGGCGAACAUCUCAUCUCCCUUUGGGCUCUACUGGCUCUUAUCUACUUCAAGCCAGCCGUUUCAUUUAAUCUGGACAUUAGCAAACCCUCCGUUUUCUCUGGACCUCCGGGAAGUUAUUUUGGAUUUUCUGUGGCUUUCUUCAACCCUGACAACAAACAAUUAAAUAUACUGGUGGGUGCUCCCAGAGCCAACACUUCAGAUCAAACUCCCUCAGAAGUCACAGAGAGGGGGGCUGUCUUCAGCUGUCCUUGGCAAAAAAGUGGCACAUGCACACAGAUUGAGUUUGACAGCUCUGAAAACAGGAAAAGUUCCACUGGACAACAAAUGGAGUUUAAGUCAAAUCAGUGGUUUGGGGCUACAGUGCGUUCCUCUGGGGACAAUAUACUGGCAUGUGCUCCUCUCUACCAGUGGAGUACAAAUGCAUUCUCAGAGAGAGAGCCUGUUGGAACUUGUUACCUGAAGAAGGGCAAUAACAUUGUGGAAUAUUCACCCUGCCGCUCUAAAUCAAACUCACCUGAGGGACAAGGCUUUUGUCAAGCAGGUUUCAGUGCUGACUUUGUGAAGAAUCGGGUUGUUAUUGGAGGACCAGGGAGCUUUUAUUGGCAAGGCCAGCUGAUCUCAGAUGACAUCACUGAGGUCAUCAGCAGAUACAAUAGAGAGUUUUUUACUCCUUACAGUAACCAGUUAUCAACCAAAUCAGCUGGGGCGCAGUAUGAUGACAGUUAUUUGGGUUACUCAGUGGCUGUUGGUGAUUUUAAUGAUGACGGUGAAGAUGAUUACGUCACAGGAGUUCCUAGAGGGGAAAAGGCUCUCGGUUAUGUCAACAUUUUCAAUGGGAAGAACAUGGAGUCUAUGUAUAAUUUCACAGGCACACAGUGUUGCAGACACAUAAGUGUGGAGGCAGAGAGAGAAAGAGGAAGAGGAAGGGAGGAAAAGAUGGCUGCUUACUUUGGUCAUUCUGUAGCUGCUGUUGACAUCAAUAAUGAUAGGAUGAUGGAUCUGUUGAUUGGGGCUCCUCUGUUCAUGGACCGUGGCUCAGAUGGGAAACUGAGGGAGGUCGGUCAAGUGUAUGUCUACCUUGGCAAAGGUGGCUUCACUUUCAACAGUGUCAUCAAACUCACUGGCACUGAGAUCUAUGCUCGAUAUGGAAGCUCCAUCUGCAGUGUAGGAGACCUUAACAUGGAUGGGUAUAAUGAUGUGGCCAUUGCUGCACCAUAUGGAGGGCAGUUCCACCGCGGUCUGGUGUACAUCCAUAACGGGCGUCCCACAGGGCCAAAUCCUAUGGCCUCUCAAGUUCUGGAGGGGACGUGGGCAUCUGCUUCCAUGCCUUCUAGUUUUGGGUACACCAUGCAUGGAGGCACUGAUGUUGAUCAGAAUGGAUACCCUGACCUGAUUGUUGGGGUGUUUGGAGCUGACAAAGCUGUUCUGUACAGGGCUCGUCCGGUCAUCAGUGUGAACACCACACUGGAUAUUAGCCCACAGAUCCUGAACCCUGAGGACAAGAGCUGCACCCUGCCUGGAACAACCACCACAGUGUCCUGCUUCACUGUGAAAUACUGUGUGAAGGCAAGUGGCAAGGGAGCCCCAUCCUCUCUUCAAUUCCAGGUGGAUCUGACACUGGACCGCCUCAAACACAAGGGAGCCAUCAAACGAGUGCUGUUCCUCCACAACAAGUUGUCUCAUUAUUCAAAGAACAUGUCUGUCUCUUACGGCCAGGGACAAACCUGUGAGGAGCUUAAGGCCUAUUUAAUAGAUGACUCAGAAUUCAGGGAUAAGAUCACACCCAUCGCAGUCUUUAUGGAGUACAGCUUGGAUUACAAAACAGCAGCAGAUAAGACCGGCCUGUUGCCCAUCCUUGACCAAUCCACCCCUACAAAUAUCACUAAGCAGGCCCACUUACUCCUGGAUUGUGGUGAUGACAAUAUUUGCAAGCCAGACUUAAAACUGUCUGUUGUGAGUGACCAGAAACAGAUCUACAUAGGUGAUGAUAACCCCCUGACCCUAGAGGUCACAGCAGAGAAUGGAGGAGAGGGUGCAUAUGAGGCUGACCUGAUCGUCACUUUACCAUCUCAGGCAGAUUUUAUUGGGGUGGUGCGGAACAGUGAGACACUGUCUAGACUGUCCUGUGCCUUCAAGAAAGAGAAUCAGACUAGAUUGGUGGUGUGUGAUCUUGGGAACCCAAUGAAAGGAGGCACUAAGAUAAUUGCAGGAUUGCGCUUCAGCGUGCAUCAGCUCUCUGAACAGGACACAGAAGUCAAGUUUGACCUGCAGAUACAAAGCUCAAAUCAGUUCAAUAAAACCAGCAAUCUGGUCUCCGUCACCACAAAGCUUGCUGUGCAGGCCAGAGUGGAACUACGAGGGGUGUCUGCUCCAGAGCAGGUGUUUUUACCCAUCGCUAACUGGCAGCCAAAAGAGAGCCCUGUUCUGGAGGAUGAUAUUGGACCUCUUGUUCAGCACAUCUAUGAGCUACGGAAUAGAGGACCCAGCACAUUCAGUAAGGCCAUUUUGGAUGUUCAGUGGCCCUACAGAUUCAACAACGGCUCUCUGCUCUACAUCACCAAGUUUGAAGUGGACGGAAACAUGAACUGCAGCUCAAACAGGGAGAUCAACCCUUAUAAUGUCACUAAUCCCAGAUUACCUGACAAGAAUGAGACUUCUGCCAGUGGAGACAGGGCAGAGGGAAGGAUCAGACACAAUGUCCACCGCAGAGACGUGGAGGACAAACAAGGGGAGGAGAACUUGGAGAUUCUGGAUUGCGGGACUGCAGAGUGUCAGGAGAUUAAGUGUUGGGUUGGACGUCUGGAGAAAGGCCAGAGUGCCAUUCUAUUUAUUUACUCCAGACUUGCUGUGAGCACAUUUCUCAAGGCUGAGAAUCAAAACAAAUCAUACAUUGUUCGAUCCUCUGCCUCCUUCAGUGUCAUAGAAAUGCCUUAUAAAAUAUUGAAAUCCGAAUUCCCAACCAACAAAACAUCAGCUUCUCUGAAGGUGAUCUGGGUGAAUUCAGAGCUCACUCAACCUGUUCCUGGUUGGGUGGUGGCUUUGGCAGUACUGGCUGGACUACUGCUCCUGGCUCUGCUCAUAUUCGUUAUGUAUAAGCUGGGCUUCUUUAAACGUGUGCGGCCGCCCCAAGAUGAUAGCACAGAAAAAGAGCAGCUACAGCCUCCAGAGAAUGGAGACAGAAACACAGAAGCCUAAGAUCUUCAUCUUCACCAGUAUAUCACAGUGUCAACACAAUAAUGCUACAUAUGCAGAAGUAUGCCAAACUCACAGGCUAGGAGCUCUCAUGCACUGAUGCUGAUGAGAAUGCAAUACAUCCAUUAGAACACUUUCACCUUGGCCACUCACUACCUUAAAUCUGUGGACAUGUCGUUGGAAUAUGGUACACAUAGCUGUGGUGGUUUUGAUGUUUUGAUGUUGUGUUAAUAAGACUAAAGCCCUAUGCCAAUCCCUUUUCUUCUGUUCCUCUUCUGCACUGAGAUUUGAUUUCAACAGUGGGACAUAGAGAUUAAUACAUUUAAAAUCUUUGUUUACAAAUAACAAGAAUAUAAUGAUAAUAAUAAUAAUAAUAAUGGUAAUGAACUUUUCAUAUGAUCACAUUUCAUUUUGAGGAAAGAUAUGUAAUAGUUUGGUACAUUGUUAGAUUGCUGGUUCUCGUUCUUCUGUGGGAAAACUUUGUUUUUUUAUUAUUUAGUGCAAAAGUUUCUGCUAUUGGGGGCAUCUGCAGGACUCUGGGGUUUCAGUUCUUUCCUGUUUUCUUUGCAGUUGUUUUACUUUUUUCCUGCAGUUGGGAUUAUGACUCUGAUUUACUAUUUGGGCUGAAGGUGUGUUAUUUUGAGAAACUGUUUAUAUGUUUGUCAACUGUUAACAUUAUUUAAAAGCAGGGGCUUUGUUUAGUUGAAUUUGUAUAAUAAAAAAGAGAAAUCAACAUUUUUGCACAACAGAGCAAUAAAACAGUAGCAUUUUUAUAUUGUGAUAAAACUCAAACCACACCUUAUGGACAGGGCACCUUUACAAUAUGUUAAUUCACCUUUAUUUUUAAUAUUCCUUUUAGUCACAAUCCUAAUCUAAGCAAAAAAAAAAAAAAAAAAAAAAAAAAAGUCCUACCUUGUUCUUAAAUAUAUAUUUUUACCCAAAUACUUGUCAGUUAGUAAUACAAAUUCUAAUGCUGCCAUUCUAUGGUGAAUUUAAUGUGAUUUUGAAAAAAUGUGCUGUAAUAUUAAUUGAUCAGGAAUGAACAAAAUAGUUUGAUAAUGUGGGGAAUAAAAUGUGCCAGUGCAUAAUUUUUUAUUUUACAAAUCUGGUAUAGUGAAGUUGGAAUCCUUGGGAACAAUAUUGCAAUUUUUCUUUUUUGCUGUUUUUUUAUUUACAAAAUAUAUUUUUUGACUUAUGUUUAUUUGAUUAUCUGGUUUAAAGGUUGCUAUUCAUAGUUAUUGCUCUUAAUUUUGACUGCAAAUAUAUUACAAUAUACAACCCACCAUACUGAAAACAUAACCUGGAUUCCUUAUUUUGCUGUAUUAUAUAUAGUAAUGCUGCUCCCCAUAUGAAUUUACCCAUAUUGGGUUGCCACAAGUAUGUUGUCUAAAUGAAAAUUUGUAUACAUUUAUAAUUCAAUCAAAAUCAUGCUUUUUACACAGAUCUUUGUUUUUAGUUUUUCCGAGAAACAAUAUUGUUUGUAAAAAAAAGUUUGUAAAAAUAGAACAUAGUCAUAGUUCCAAAAAUAUGUAUUUUAGAGAAUCAAGCAUUUGUUGAAAAAAAACAAAACAAAAAAAAAACAAUUAAAACUCCCUCUUUAUUUUUGCCUAGUUCCAUUUUCCUUGAUUUAACAAUGAGUUGUUAAUGCUUCCAUAAUUCAAAUAAACAGAUAUACUGAUGUAGUACAA
Molecule: messenger RNA, 5184 nt
Organism: Myxocyprinus asiaticus (Chinese sucker)
Lineage: Eukaryota; Metazoa; Chordata; Actinopteri; Cypriniformes; Catostomidae
Product: integrin alpha-V-like
Exons: 31
Coding region: 302-3499 (1065 amino acids)
Biological process (GO): integrin-mediated signaling pathway; angiogenesis; cell-cell adhesion
Cellular component (GO): external side of plasma membrane; integrin complex
Molecular function (GO): integrin binding
Source: RefSeq, a predicted model, not a curated record